UCUGCAGUUUCAGAUAAGGUGAACUCAAGAAGGUCUGAACAUCAAGCUGACUCAAGUCGACGAGCUGUAGAGAAAUGAGUCUACACACAGUUGUUUUAAUGUGUAUUAUAUACAUCCAUCAAGUGUUCGGAGGUGAGGAGCGUGUCACUGUUUACCUAGGCCAGUCAGCGGUCUUGAAAACUGGAUCGGACAGACCUUGGAACCUCACCAGAGUUCAGUGGUCCAUUUAUAAAAACACAACGUACAUCGCUAGCCUAAGGGACAGAAACGUUACAUUAUUCGACUUUUGGAGGUAUCGGGGUCGACUUGAACUCAACAACAAUACGGGAGAUUUAACGAUCAAGGAUGUGAGGAUGAACGACAGCUUGACAUACACUGUAGACCUGGUCAAUGCGGACGGUACCCGGCCACAACAUAAAGUUCAUCUCACAGUCAAAGAAAGACUAGAAAAACCAAAAAUCCACAAAGUCCUUCAUUCCCUCAGCGACGGACAAUGCCACGUGGCCCUCAAUUGCACUGUGACUGGCCGAAAUGUGAUUUUGUCCUGGACACCUGAUGAAUAUUUCAACGGAUCGUACCUUUCAGGAAACCUGAACUCUGUGAACCCGCUCUCGGUUGUUUUCAUCUCGUUCAGCAGUACUGGAAAUGUGACGUUCAACUGCACUGCGUCCAGUGAAGAGCAGAUGGAGAGCACAGUGAUGACAGUGGGAUGUUCAGAAAACACCCAGAAAUGUGAAGUCUGCGGUCCCUGCGGCACCAGCGGGUUCUGUGUGCUGUGCUAUAUUGUGUUAGUAGCUCUGCUUGUUGCUGCACUUGUAUACACAUAUAGACAUAAAGAACAAAUUAAAGAUUUCUGCAUCAAUGGCCCCGUUCAGUUCAUCCAGAAUCUAUGGUAACGUCUGAGUUUACAGUUAUAUUGUUUAUUUAUCAGUGGAGUGCAGAGCUUCUGUGGUAUUUCUGGUAAAAAAAGGGAGAAAACGUCUCAGCAGCAAAGAAAAAGAGGAAGACGAACACUGGAGCAGACCCCGGUUGAACCAAGUCAUGAAGACGCUGUGCUCAGCUGCAUAUUACUGCAAGUGUGAGGGAAAGCUAGUGUCUCUACCCAAAGAUGAAACUGUGAAGAGUCAGUGGUUGAGGUUUAUUUUUGCAAAAAUACCUCAGCAUUAUCGAACCACCCUUGUGCUGUGUUCGCUGGAAUCUACACACUUACAAUGAGAGAUUCGUCGGCCGUUUGUUAAAGGAAGGAUCAGAAAAGACUAUUGAUGUACUGUAUGGGACUUUGUCAGCGCUUGACAGGAACUUUACAGUACACAGUUCAUGGAUCAGUUUCUUCCUCCUGGGAGUGGGGGAUGGAUGAAAUUACGUGAGUUUUCCACGAUAAAUAACAAAACAGGAGGAUGGCAGGAGGCUCACACAUACACUCUGCACUCUGACUACUUCAAUAUUGUUGAUAGGCCGUGGUGGGCAUUUCGCUCUGUCUUUUUUAAUGUGUAAUAGGGGCUCUUUAAAUUGUGUGUUUUGUGUACGUUAUAACAACUUUAAAGGGACAGUUCACCCAAAAAUUUACAUUAUGUCGUCCUUUACUCACUCUCUGGUUGUUCCAGACCCGUAUAAGUUGUAAAUUGAGAUAUCUCAAGAAUGCCAAUAACCAUAGAAAUCUCACCACCCAUUUACUCACAUCAAUAAGUGUGUAUUUUCUUUACUAGACAUAUGGCGAUAUUCAAUUUUGAUGAUGACAAUGUACAUUCACAGUAUUGAUGUCAUGAGCACUUCAAAAUAUGUGAAUAAUUCUUUAUCAUUUAAACUUUUAAAGCGGGCAACGUGGUGGCGCAGUAGGUAGUGCUGUCACCUCACAGCUAGAAGGUCGCUGGUUCAAGCCUCGGCUGGGCCAGUUGGCGUUUCUGUGAGAAGUUUGCUUGUUCUCCCCGCGUUCGUGUGGGUUUGCUCCAGUUUCCCCCACAGUCCAAAUAUAUGUGGUACAGGUGAAUUGGGUAAGCUAAAUUGUCCGUAGUGUAUGAGUGUGAAUGAGUGUGUCUGGAUGUUUCCCAGAGAUGGGUUGCAGCUGGAAGGGCAUCCCCUGCGUAAAACAUAUGCUGGAUAAGUUGGCGGUUCAUUCCGCUGUGGCAACCCCAGAUUAAUAAAGGGACUAAGCCGAAAAGAAAAUGAAUGAAUGGGCCUGUUUUUCAAAGCGCAUAUUCAGAUUGUUGUAUAAUGUUUAAUACUUACAUAAUCACUUACUCCCAGGGCCAUUUCAUAUCAAAGAUGAUAUUUAGCCGCACCAUAUUGGUGUUUCACAACAUCUAUUUAUUUUAUUUUAUUUUUUUAUGAGGUGGGUUGCUCAACGCUCAACCUCCCACCUGGAGGACCAGGACAUGCACUCAUCCACUAUGGCCAAUUUAGCUUACCCAGUUCAUCUAUAGUGCAUGUGUUUGGGCUAUGGGGGAAACCUGAGCACCCAGAGGAAACCCACACCAACAUGGGGAGAACAUGCAAACUCCACACGGAAACGCCAACUGGCCCGGCCAGAGCUCAAACCAGCGACCGUCUUAAUGUGAGGCGACUGCGCUACCCACUGCACCACCGCGUAAAUGUGUCGCCUCGCAUAAUUUCAAACAUUACCAUUUCCACUUAAUUGUUUUUAUAUUUCAGAAUUUACUGGUAUUUUUUUUAACUAUGUAUAGUGUCUAUUUGUUAACAUCAAUUAUAACACGGAGGGCGGCGUGGGGGUGCAGUGGGUAGCGCUGUCGCCUCACAGCAAGAAGGACGCUGGUUCGAGGGUCUGGGUCAGUUGGCAUUUAUUCUUAUUAAUACAUGGAUAUUUGCCACAAAAAUUAGACACAAAUUAAUGUUCUGAGUAAUAGUAAUAUUAGUAAUAGUUUAUUUUGGAUUUAGUUUAAGGCAAAGCUGACAAGCUAAAACAGCUGAUGGAGUAUACACUAACCUGUGCAUUAUUCAGCCACAAGAUGGCGCCAAACGGUCAAAAACACAAAGCUGACAAAAAACUAAACCGAGUGAAUAAAGCAUAAGGUACACUAACCUGUGCAUUAUUCAUUCACAACACGGCACCAAAACGGCAAUAAACAGUGGUGUGACAGACAAGCAUUAAUGUGGAUGUAAGUAUGAAUGUAUUCACUAGCCGCAUUUCCACUAUCGGGCCAGUGCGAGCCAGGGCUUUAAUCGGGCCAGGCCGGGCCAAUAGCCCGGGAGGUUGAGAAAUGAGGCCGAAAUCAUGUCGCGUUUCCACUGUCGGGCUAGUUGCUCGCAGCGCGUCACGCAAACACCGCCCCCAGAACGUCCCCCGAAUCAAACGUCACACAACCCGCCCACUUCAGCGGGAACAAAAAAACUCAAAUUAUAACCACAAACACAACCUGGCAUCACUACAAGAGCUGGAAGAUGGAGAACACCGAAGCGAUUGCUUUUUUACUGUUUGUGGUCUGUUGGUGUAAGGCCAGACAGCGAUCCCUGGAUAAGGACAUUCGAGUUCGUCUGCUAUCCAUUUUUUCUUCUUCUUAGUGAGUUGAUCAAGCGCGAUAGCAAAACAAAUGUAAGGGAAGAAAGCAUCUUGUCUCCUCCUUACCUGACAGGAAAACUCCGCCUUUGUUCGUAACCCCGCCCCGAAGCCCCAGUUGGCCCUCCUUGGCCCAAGGUAUUCGGCGGGCCAAAAAAGGCCGGACGCUGGCCCCAAGGAAGCCCCGCUUUGGCCCGAUUACACCCCGGAAGUGAUAGUGGAAACGCGACUGGCCUUGGCUCGCUCGCUUUAGGCGCGAUAGUGGAAACGCGGCUACUGAUGGUCAAGUUGAUUUCAAGUUCCCAGAUGAGUCUGUGUUAUUUAGCAGGUGUUAUCCCAGAAUAACAUAUCUUCGAAUGUCGCAACUGACCAAUCAGAAUCAAGUAUUCCAGUCAGCCUGGCAAUAAGGGAUUACAAACAUCUAGGGUGGUUGAUUUCACACGGUAAAGCCUGUUUAUUACUGAAAUUCUGAUAUCUUCCUUUGUGUUCAGCUCAACAACAAAGCUGAAAUGGGUUUGGAGCAACCUGAGAGUGAGUAAAUGAUGACAAAAUGUUCACUUUUGGGUGAACUAUCCCUUUAAUUGAAAGUUUAACUCCAGCCCAGGAUCUGAAAGCUUGUACUUGAGUUAACAAAAUAAAGAAUUACUGUGGUACUGAUGAUUUUUUUUACCUCAAUAAA
Molecule: messenger RNA, 4190 nt
Organism: Danio aesculapii
Lineage: Eukaryota; Metazoa; Chordata; Actinopteri; Cypriniformes; Danionidae
Product: SLAM family member 5
Exons: 5
Coding region: 75-896 (273 amino acids)
Source: RefSeq, a predicted model, not a curated record